Naumovozyma dairenensis CBS 421 is the source of this 2184-nucleotide messenger RNA. RefSeq names its product dynamin-like GTPase VPS1 (gene VPS1). Gene Ontology annotation, cellular component: peroxisome; microtubule; membrane. Lineage: Eukaryota; Fungi; Ascomycota; Saccharomycetes; Saccharomycetales; Saccharomycetaceae. The coding region runs from base 1 to 2184 and encodes 727 amino acids. The transcript has a single exon. The record is from RefSeq and is a predicted model, not a curated record. Gene Ontology annotation, biological process: peroxisome organization. Gene Ontology annotation, molecular function: microtubule binding; GTP binding; GTPase activity.
AUGGAUGAACAUUUAAUCGCUACUAUCAAUAAAUUACAAGAUGCCUUGGCUCCACUAGGAGGUGGGUCUCAGUCACCAAUCGAUUUGCCUCAAAUCACAGUCGUUGGCUCUCAAUCCUCUGGGAAAUCUUCAGUCUUAGAAAACAUCGUUGGUAGAGAUUUCUUACCUAGAGGUACUGGUAUCGUCACAAGAAGACCAUUGAUUUUACAAUUAAUCAAUAGAAGAUCUAAAAAGGCUACUGCUGCAGCGGAAAAAAAUAAGUCCAAGCAACAACAUGCCUCUAAGGAUAUCACUAAUCAAUUAUUAGAUUUGGAUUUAAACGAAGUAGAUGAAAAGACUACCCAUAGUAAUGCGCCAGAAACUCCUAAUGGUAAGGGUCAAACUGAAGACAAUGCCGAGGAAUGGGGGGAAUUCUUGCAUUUGCCUAAUAAGAAAUUUUUCAAUUUUGAUGAAAUUAGACAAGAAAUUGUCAAAGAGACUGAUAAAGUCACUGGUGCCAAUUGCGGUAUUUCUGCAGUACCAAUCAAUUUAAGAAUUUACUCUCCUUAUGUUUUGACUUUGACUUUGGUGGAUUUACCUGGGUUAACUAAAGUCCCAGUUGGUGAUCAACCUCCUGAUAUUGAAAAACAAAUUAAAGAUAUGUUAUUGAAAUAUAUCUCUAAACCAAACGCCAUUAUAUUGUCUGUUAAUGCGGCAAAUACUGAUUUGGCAAAUAGUGAUGGGUUAAAAUUAGCAAGAGAAGUGGAUCCAGAGGGGACAAGAACCAUCGGUGUCUUAACUAAAGUGGAUCUUAUGGAUCAAGGUACAGAUGUCAUUGAUAUUCUUGCAGGUAGAGUUAUCCCAUUAAGAUAUGGUUAUAUUCCUGUGAUUAAUAGAGGUCAAAAAGAUGUUGAAAAAAAGAAAUCAAUUAGAAACGCUUUAGAAGAUGAAAGAAAAUUUUUCGAAGAACAUCCAUCUUAUAGUUCCAAGGCUCAAUAUUGUGGUACACCAUAUUUAGCUAAGAAAUUAAGUUCCAUUUUGCUACAUCAUAUUAGACAAACUUUACCUGAUAUUAAGGCUAAAAUUGAAGGAACUUUGAAAAAAUAUCAAAAUGAGUUAUAUAGUUUGGGUCCUGAAACUAUGGAUUCAUCAAAUUCCAUCGUAUUAAGUAUGAUUACAGAUUUCUCCAACGAAUUUAGUGGGAUAUUAGAUGGUGAAGCUAAAGAAUUAUCAAGUCAAGAACUUUCAGGUGGUGCAAGAAUUUCAUUUGUGUUCCAUGAAGUUUACAAAAAUGGUAUAGAUUCAUUAGAUCCAUUUGAUCAAAUUAAAGAUUCUGAUAUUAGAACAAUAAUGUAUAAUAGUUCCGGGUCUGCACCAUCAUUAUUCGUUGGUACAUUAGCCUUUGAGGUUCUUGUUAAACAACAAAUUAAAAGAUUCGAAGAACCGUCUUUACGUUUAGUCACAUUGAUAUUUGAUGAAUUGGUUCGUAUCUUAAAACAAAUCAUUACUCAACCAAAAUAUGGUAGAUACCCUGGGUUAAGAGAGGCCAUUUCUAACGAAUUCAUUGAAUUCUUAAAAGAGGCAAUGAUUCCAACAAACAAAUUCGUUACUGAUAUAAUUGACUCAGAAAGAACAUACAUUAAUACAGCACAUCCAGAUUUAUUAAAGGGAUCUCAAGCCAUGGUCAUGGUUGAGGAAAAAUUACAUCCACCACAACCUGUCGCAGUAGACCCAAAAACCGGGAAGCCAUUACCUCCAAACCAGCAAGUUCACCAACAAGGUGGUGCAUCCGCUGCUACCAAGGCAUUAGCUAACGAUGAAAAGGGAGGAUUUUUUGGUGGUUUCUUUACCAGUAAAAACAAGAAGAAGUUAGCAGCAUUGGAAUCUCCACCACCUGUCUUGAAAGCUACUGGACAAAUGACAGAAAGAGAAACUUUAGAGACUGAAGUUAUUAAAUUAUUAAUUACUAGUUAUUUCGAUAUUGUUAAAAGAACUGUAGCAGAUAUUAUUCCAAAAGCAUUGAUGUUGAAAUUGAUUGUGAGAAGUAAAAGCGAUAUUCAAAAAGUGUUGUUGGAAAAACUUUAUAAUAAUAAGAAUUUGGAAGAGUUGACGAAGGAAAAUGAUAAUACUAUUCAGAGAAGAAAGGAAUGUAAGAGAAUGGUGGAAAUCUUGAGACAUGCUAGUGAGAUUGUUUCAUCUGUUUAA